Molecule: messenger RNA, 351 nt
Organism: Rhagoletis zephyria (snowberry fruit fly)
Lineage: Eukaryota; Metazoa; Arthropoda; Insecta; Diptera; Tephritidae
Product: folylpolyglutamate synthase, mitochondrial-like
Source: RefSeq, a predicted model, not a curated record
CAAGCGCAAAACCAGCGUGCGAAUGUUUACAUAUGCGAAAUUUUGUGCGCCAGCCAAAACUAGUUUUUUUCCAGUGUUUUGUUUACGCACGCGAAUGUUGUUUAAUAUAUGUAUUUUAAUUUCGUUUAUCAGGAAUGUAUUAGUGAUCUGAAUACGCUGCAAUCGAACGCGAUAACGAUACGCCGCUCAAUUCUGCUGAAUAAUAAACAGUUGCCAUUAACUGAUACGUACAAAUAUAUGGAGCGAAGUGGCCUUAGUUUGGAUGAAUUGGAGCAUAUACCUUUCAUACACGUGUCUGGCACUAAGGGAAAGUGACGUUUUUAUUUUUUCUCUUUGACGUCAGGAUUUAUU